AUGGCACAAAAACCACCAAUCACCAUCCUCCCCCCUUCGGGCGGGCCCCCACUAGCCAUCGUCCUCUCCGAAGCCACAACCCCGGAAUCCCGCUCCCGCUGCUUCAAGCUCGCCUCCACCGCCUUCGGCAAAUCGCUAACGCCAGACCAGUACGUGGAGCGGGAAGCGCAGCUAGACCAGCACCCCUUGACGCGGGACGGCGGGUGGCGCUUCUGGUACCUCGCGGCGGCCGACGAGCCCGAGCACGUGCUGGCCAUGUGCAAGACGAUGCACCGGGACCUGCUGGUGCGGGACGCGCGCGGCGGGGGGGCGGCGCGGCGGGAGCAGGGGUACUGCAUCGCGAGCGUGGUGACGGACGCGGCGUACCGCGGGCUCGGGCUCGCUCCGGUGUUGUUGAAGAACGUGGCGGAGUGGAUGGAUGGGCCGGGGGGUGCGACGGCGAGUAUACUGUACUCUGACAUUGGAGAGUUCUACGUCUCCAAAGGCUGGGACCUCCUCCCCGCCCUACAAUCCACCCUCUCCGUCCCCUCCACUCUGCCCCAACCACCACCCCCCCUCCCCCAAACCCGCCCCCUAACCGACGCCGACCUCCCCGCCCUCUGCGCGCGGGACAUCGACAACCUAACGCAGCAGUUUUCACAACAACAACAACAACAACAACCCAGCUCAGACGACGACGACCACCACCACCACCACCACACUCUCGCAACGGUCCUGCCCACCGCCGACAUCAUCAGCUGGCAGCAGCAGCGCGCGGACUACAUGAGCGCCGCCGCGCUGGGAGACGGUCAAAAAGAAGCGCCGCUGCCGGAGGUCAAGGGCAGCGUCUGCGAGAGCGCGGGCGCGUGGGUGUACUGGUACCACGACGUGGCGGCGCGGCGGCUGAUGAUCCAGCGCGUCGUCCAGCUGCGGGACGACCAAAACGAGGCGCUGGCGCGGUUAUUUCUCGACGCGCUGGAGGAGGCCGCGCGCUGGGGGUUGGCGGGGGUGGUGGCGUGGAACCCGAGUGCGGAAGUGCGGGGGGCGAUGGAGUGGGUUGCUGGGGAGUGUGGGAUAGAGGUCUUGCAUGAGAAGCGGGAGGUCACCGAGGUGCCUUGCAUACGGUGGCGGAACGGCGAGAAGAGGCAGGCUACGGUGACUUCGGUUGAGUUCUAUGGAUGGAGCUAA
Hypoxylon fragiforme is the source of this 1167-nucleotide messenger RNA. RefSeq lists its product as uncharacterized. The transcript has 2 exons. Lineage: Eukaryota; Fungi; Ascomycota; Sordariomycetes; Xylariales; Hypoxylaceae. The record is from RefSeq and is a predicted model, not a curated record. Bases 1 to 1167 code for a protein of 388 amino acids.